AUGGUGGAGUAGACAAAAUCAGAGGGGAUUAAGCUUGGAAAAACCACCUGAUUUGGGACUAAACCGAUGGAAAUAGGAGGGCAGUGGCCGAACGCGACAGACCAUUUUCACGACGUUUUCAUGGAGCGUUGAUAAUAACAUGUGGUGGUUUGCCUUAAUGAUGUUUACAUCACCAGCAUUUCCAUUCAUCUUAUUUGUAUGUAUUGGUUUAUCUGAGGCGGCUCCUCGCGUUAUUCCUCACAAUGCUUUAACGUUAUCUGUGUUAAGAAAGCCUCGCGAAAUAUCUGAGGCCACCGUGGAACAUCGAAACAUCACUAUCGUUAAUCGUUUUCCUGAGGAGAUGUUGGGUAUUGUCUCAUUUACUGGUUUGACACCGGCACCUACAGUCUUACCAACCAGCAAAACGAUACAUGCUACUGCGCCAAGUCCUACCACCAUCGAACUACCAACAACGGAUCCAACGACCCCUUCUCUCAAGACAACAUCUACAGUAGGAGUGCAACCUGCUGUAUUUGGCCAAGAAAUUCAUGGAUUAGUCACACUGGAAUCUAACUCGGCGACGUCUGUUUCAUCAGUGAGAAAAACAGGGCAGACUAUGGGUUCUGAAAAUUCACAGGGAGCAAACAACAUGUCAGAUAUUAUCGCAACCUCCGACGAUUCUCAAGAGCUGGUGUGUAAUUGCAGUUCGGGGGGUGUGCUGGAUCCUGAUGAGUGUGAUCGAACCACAGGUCAGUGUGUGUGCUUGAUGGGCUACACUGGGCUACAGUGUGAGGAGUGUGAAGAAGACCACUUCCCAAACGGCACUGCCAGAUGCCUGCCCUGCAGCUGCGACUCCUUCGGCGCAGUCAGUCCACGCUGUGACAGCGCAGGAAUAUGCGUGUGUAAAACGGGAGUGUACGGACCCAAGUGCGAUGACUGCCAUCCUGGAUUCUUCCAUUUCAGUGCCACGGGGUGCCAACCAUGUCAGUGCAACGGUCACUCCACAGACUGUCAACCUCAAUCAGGCAUAUGUACGGACUGCCAGAAUAACACUCAGGGCCAGAACUGUGAGGAGUGCCAGGUGAAUUUCUAUCGUCGCCAUGGCGACGGCGUGACGGACGCGUGCCUGCCUUGCCCCUGUUCCCCUCUCACUUCAACAGGCAGCUGCCACCUUGACUCCGGAGGAAAUCCCGCGUGCGACCAGUGCAAGCCGGGAUUUUCUGGCGCGUCGUGCGACGUCUGCGCGGACGGGUUUCGCAGAUCCGGCGGGGCCUGCGUUCCCUGCGACUGUAACGGCAACGCCGACCCAAACUUCGCACCCCAAAUCUGCCACCCUGAGACCGGGCGUUGCCACGGCUGUGCCAACCACGCAGCGGGCGCACACUGUGAGAUCUGCGCCGACGGAUACACGGGAGACGCAAGGGCUCAUAACUGCACUCGAAGAUCUGUGAGAGUUUUGUUUCCCGAGGAUCCUGGUACCUUGAUUGGAGCUACUCAGGAAAGCACCACCACCACCUCUGCUCCUUCUCCAUCCGUUACUCCACUCCAGACUCCAACCCCUAGCACCACCUCUGCUCCUGCCAUGUCCACGACCCUACUCCGCCUGACCUCCGCGCCCGGCGGCCACGGCGCCCGGACCGCGCCGCCCGACCGCGAAGACCCGAUGGGUAACAGCACCGCCUCGGCCCUGACGGUGGUCUCCUGGACCCAGUUCAACAUAAUCAUCCUCGCCGUCAUCAUCGUCAUGGUGGUCUUGCUCAUGGGUUUUGUGGGCGGGGUUUACAUGUACCGCGAGUACCGCAACCGAAAGCUUAACGCCCCCUUCUGGACCAUCGAACUCAAGGAAGACAACAUCAGCUUCAGCAGUUAUCACGACAGCAUCCCCCAUGCCGAUCCGGCGGGACUCCUGGAGGAGGAGCCGUGCGUGGUGGCCGCCAAUGGCCAGCUGGCCCUGGCUACGGCCGCGAACAUGUACAAAGCCUGA
Chanos chanos (milkfish) is the source of this 1963-nucleotide messenger RNA. Its product is annotated as multiple epidermal growth factor-like domains protein 9. The coding region runs from base 140 to 1963 and encodes 607 amino acids. Gene Ontology annotation, cellular component: laminin trimer. Lineage: Eukaryota; Metazoa; Chordata; Actinopteri; Gonorynchiformes; Chanidae. Gene Ontology annotation, biological process: animal organ morphogenesis; cell migration; basement membrane assembly. The transcript is spliced from 6 exons. The record is from RefSeq and is a predicted model, not a curated record.